Molecule: messenger RNA, 10598 nt
Organism: Lepisosteus oculatus (spotted gar)
Lineage: Eukaryota; Metazoa; Chordata; Actinopteri; Semionotiformes; Lepisosteidae
Source: RefSeq, a predicted model, not a curated record
GACAUACUCAGAUGCCUUUCAAAUUUAUACCACUCAGUAUGUGCAUUGUUUGGAAAAUGAAUGUUGAUUACAGCUUCUUUCGAAACCUGAUUUACGCCACCGACGGACGCUCUAUUUAUUUCAACAUUUGACAGAACUGUGUUAAAAAUGAAGCACCGCCGCUGGGAGGCAGCCGUCGCUCGGAUUACAUCAGAUUCAUGGUUAGCAACGGGUUUUCGCUGAAUGAUUUCAUUCAUCAUACCCAGAAUGCACAGAGAGACACUAAAAUAGCAAGAUUUUCAGGUAUCAUGGCGUUUGCUACCUCUGCUUGAGCCGUCUCCCCUUUUGCUGGAAAGGAUUUACAAAGAACAAGAGAGCAACGCCAGUGAAGCGAGUCCGACAAAUUAAGCGCACCACUGAUGUUCUGCUGACCAGGAUUAGACCAACGCUGGAUAGACCGUCAUGGCAGCGUCCGAGCUGUACACAAAGUAUGCCCGGGUUUGGAUACCUGAUGCAGAGGAUGUGUGGAAAUCGGCAGAACUCCUCAAAGACUACAAGCAGGGAGACACAGUGCUUCAUCUCCAGUUAGAGGAUGGCACGGAAAUUGAACACAAAUUAGACCCAAAAACGAGGAACUUGCCCCAUCUUAGAAACCCCGACAUCCUAGUGGGGGAGAAUGACCUCACUGCUCUCAGUUACCUCCACGAGCCGGCUGUCCUGCACAACCUCAAAGUGCGCUUCAUUGACUCCAAGCUCAUCUACACAUAUUGUGGUAUUGUCUUAGUGGCCAUUAAUCCCUAUGAAACCCUACCCAUCUAUGGAACAGACAUCAUCAAUGCCUACAGUGGUCAGAAUAUGGGGGACAUGGACCCCCACAUAUUUGCAGUGGCCGAGGAAGCUUACAAACAAAUGGCCAGGGAUGAGAGGAACCAGUCAAUUAUUGUGAGUGGGGAAUCAGGAGCUGGGAAGACGGUCUCUGCCAAAUAUGCCAUGAGGUACUUUGCUACCGUGAGCGGGUCAGCCAGUGAGGCCAACGUGGAGGAGAAGGUGCUUGCGUCGAACCCGAUCAUGGAGGCCAUAGGAAAUGCCAAGACCACCAGGAAUGACAACAGCAGUCGCUUUGGGAAGUACAUUGAGAUCGGGUUUGAUAAGAGGUACCGGAUCAUUGGGGCCAACAUGAGGACGUACCUGCUGGAGAAAUCAAGAGUGGUCUUUCAGGCAGACGAAGAGAGAAAUUACCAUAUAUUCUACCAGCUGUGUGCUUCUGCACGCUUGCCGGAAUUCAAAGCUCUUAAGUUAGGCUCUGCCAAUGACUUCCAUUGUACCAAUCAGGGCCGUAGCCCAGUCAUCGACGGUGUGGAUGAUGCCAAGGAGAUGGUUACCACCAGACAAGCUUUCACAUUAUUAGGUAUUAACGAAUCUUACCAGAUGGGCAUUUUCCAAGUUCUUGCAGCUAUCCUCCAUCUAGGCAAUGUGGCCAUCAAGGAUCGGGAUUCAGACAGCAGUAUAAUCCUGCCCAACAAUGUCCACUUGACCAUUUUCUGCGAAUUAAUGGGAGUGACCUACCAGGACAUGUCCCACUGGCUGUGCCAUAAGAAACUCAUGACAGCGGCAGAAACCUACAUUAAGCCCAUCCCAAAACUGCAAGCCAUCAAUGCAAGGGAUGCCCUUGCCAAACACAUCUAUGCCAAACUCUUCAGCUGGAUUGUUGAUCAUGUCAAUCAAGCCCUGCACUCCACAGUGAAACAGCAUUCCUUCAUUGGAGUUCUCGACAUUUAUGGAUUUGAAACGUUUGAGAUCAACAGCUUCGAGCAGUUCUGUAUAAAUUACGCAAAUGAGAAGCUGCAGCAACAGUUCAAUAUGCAUGUGUUUAAACUGGAGCAGGAGGAGUACAUGAAGGAGCAGAUCCCCUGGACGUUGAUAGACUUCUAUGACAAUCAGCCCUGUAUCAAUCUGAUCGAAGCCAGACUCGGAGUCCUGGACCUGCUUGAUGAAGAAUGCAGGAUGCCAAAAGGAACAGACGAUACCUGGGCUCAGAAGCUGUAUAACACUCACUUGAACAAAUGCGCACUUUUCCAGAAGCCCCGUCUGUCUAAUAGAGCCUUCAUUAUCCAGCACUUUGCAGACAAGGUGGAAUAUCAAUGUGAAGGGUUCUUGGAGAAGAAUAAAGACACAGUUAAUGAGGAACAGAUACAUGUGCUGAAAGCAAGCAAGAAGUUUGAGCUGCUGGUGGAGCUUUUUCAAGAGGAGGAAAAAGUCACGAGCCCCACUGGGGCUCCCCCUGGUGGCCGCACCAGGCUGAGCAUCAAGCCAGAUAAAACGCGACACAGUCAGUCCAGCAAAGAGCACAAGAAAACUGUGGGGCUGCAGUUCCGUAACUCGCUGCAGCUGUUGAUGGACACUCUGAAUGCUACUACUCCACACUACGUGCGCUGCAUCAAGCCCAAUGACCACAAGUACCCUUUCACGUUCGACCCCAGGAGAGCGGUGCAGCAGCUCCGGGCCUGUGGUGUUCUGGAGACCAUCAGAAUCUCGGCUGCCGGCUUCCCUUCCAGAUGGACCUAUCAGGAGUUCUUUAGCCGGUACCGGGUCCUCAUGAAGCAGAAAGAUGUGCUGAGCGACAAGAAGCUGACUUGCAAGAAUGUGCUGGAAAAGCUCAUCAAGGAUCAGGACAAGUACCAGUUUGGUAAGACGAAGAUUUUCUUCCGCGCCGGACAAGUGGCCUACCUGGAGAAGCUGCGUGCGGACAAGCUGCGGGCGGCUUGCAUCCGAAUCCAGAAGACCAUCCGGUGCUGGCUGAUGCGCAAGAAGUACCUCCGCAUGAGGAGCGCAGCCAUCACCAUUCAGACACACAUCCGGGGAUACCAGGCGCGAUGUCUUGCCAAGUUCCUGCGCCGGACCAGAGCUGCCAUCAUUAUCCAGAAGUUCCAGAGGAUGUAUGUGGAGAGGAAGAGGUACAAGCGCUUGCAGGCUUCUGCCCUCAUCAUCCAGUGUAUCCUGCGUGCGUACAUGGCCAGGCAGAAGUACCAGGCGAUGUUACGGGAGCACAAGGCGAUUAUCAUCCAGAAGAUGGUGAGAGGCUGGCUUGCCCGGCAGUGGUUCAAGAGGUCUCUGGAGGCUAUUGUUUACCUACAGUGCUGUGUGCGCCGCAUGAAGGCAAAGCGCGAACUGAAAAAAUUGAAAAUCGAGGCCCGCUCAGUGGAACACUACAAGAAGCUCAACAUUGGUAUGGAGAACAAAAUCAUGCAGUUGCAGCGCAGGAUAGACGAACAGCACAAGGAGAACAAGAACAUGCACGAGCGACUCUCAAGCUUGGAGAGUUCCUAUGCUUCAGAGAGCGAAAAGUUGAGGAACGAAGUGGCUCGUCUCCGUGUGACAGAGGAAGAGGCGAGAAACAACGCCAACCGGAUCACCACUCUGCUGGAGGAGCUCGCCAGGCUGACCAAGGAGCUUGAGGAAACUAGGAAGGAGAAAAAGACCAUCGAGGAGUGGGCUGAAAAGUACAGAGAUGAGAUGGAGCAGAUGGUGUCAGAUCUGAAGGAGAGGAACACCCUCCUGAAGAGCGAGAAGGAUGACCUGAAUCGCCUGAUCCAGGAGCAGGCCCAGCAGAUGAAAGAAAAAAUGGAGAAGGCGCUGAUGGAGGAGACCAAACAACUGGAGAGUGAUCUGAAUGAGGAGCGGUCCCGGUACCAGAACCUGCUGAGCGAGCACCUGCGGCUGGAAGAGCGUUACGACGAUCUCAAGGAGGAGAUGAACCUUGCAGUGAAUGUUCCCAAGCCGGGCCACAAAAGGACAGACUCUACCCACAGCAGCAAUGAGUCUGAAUACACCUAUAAUUCCGAAUUUGCAGAGUCGGAGGAGAUCUCUCGUGGAGGAGAGGAUGUCACCAAGGCUCCCUGGGACAUGUCUCUCUUCCUCAAGCUGCAGAAGAGGGUGACUGAGCUGGAGCAAGAGAAGCAGUCCCUGCAGGGAGAGCUGGACAGAAAGGAGGAGCAGGCUCAGCGGGCUAGGACCAGGGAGGAGGAGGACUACAAACGGGCUCGGGGAGCAGAGCUGGAGUAUGAGUCUCUCAAGCGCCAAGAGCUGGAGUCUGAGAACAAGAAGCUGAAGCAUGACUUGAACGAGAUGCGGAAAUCUAUGUCUGAGAAGACCGGGCCUGGCAGUGCGGUCCCAGGCUCCCCGGUUUACAAAGUCCUCCUGGACCAGCUCAACUCCUCUAAUGAGGAGCUGGAGGUCCGGAAGGAGGAGGUGCUGAUCCUGCGCUCCCAGCUGGUCAGCCAGAAGGAGGCCAUGCAGCACAAGGAGCACAAGGAAACCAUGACAGAGGCCAUGUCUUACAUUGAGGAUGUGCAGAAGAUGAAGGAUGCGGGUGAAAUUACUCAAGCGUACAUAGGACUGAAGGAAACCAACAGAUCACCAAAGUUUUUGCGUAAACCCCUUGAAGUGAAUGAUCUCAUGGCUAGGCUCAGAUCCCCCACUCAGGACUACCAUGCGCUGAAUGAGGACGGAGAGCUUUGGCUGGUUUAUGAAGGGUUAAAGGAAACCAACAGGCUGCUGGAGUCGCAGCUGCAGACGCAGAGGAAGGCCCAUGAGAACGAGGUGGAGGUGCUGCGCGGGGAGCUGCAGGGCGUCAAGGAGGAGAACAACCGGCAGCAGCAGCUCCUGGCCCAGAACCUGCAGCUGCCCCCGGAGGCCCGGAUCGAGGCCAGCCUGCAGCACGAGAUCACCCGCCUCACCAACGAGAACCUGGAAUUAUAUGCUGAUGACCCUAAGAACUAUCGGCUCUACCGGAUUGCACUUUACCAACGGAUCAUUGAUCUCAUGGAGCAGCUGGAAAAACAGGACAAGACUGUUCGUAAACUCAAGAAGCAGCUGAAAGUGUUUGCAAAGAAGAUUGGGGAGUUAGAAGUGGGUGGUCAGAUGGAGAAUGUGUCCCCCGGGCAAACUGUGGAUGAGCCUAUUAGGCCUGUCAACAUCCCCAGGAAGGAGAAGGACUUUCAGGGAAUGCUGGAGUACAAGAAGGAUGACGAGACCAAGCUUGUGAAAAAUCUGAUUCUAGAGCUGAAGCCGCGAGGAGUUGCAGUGAACCUCAUCCCUGGACUCCCUGCCUACAUUCUCUUCAUGUGCCUCCGGCACGCCGACUACAUCAAUGACGACCAGAAGGUGCGAACCCUCCUGACAUCCACUAUCAACGGCAUCAAGAAGAUCUUAAAGAAAAGAGGAGACGACUUUGAAACAGUCUCAUUCUGGUUGUCCAACACCUGUCGGUUCCUGCACUGUCUGAAGCAGUACAGUGGAGAGGAGUCCUUCAUGAAGCACAACACCCCGAGGCAGAAUGACCACUGCCUCACCAACUUUGACCUGGCCGAAUACAGGCAGGUGCUUAGUGACCUGGCCAUCCAGAUUUACCAGCAACUCAUUAAGUGUAUGGAGAACAUCCUUCAUCCAAUGAUAGUCUCAGGAAUGCUGGAGCACGAGACGAUCCAGGGUGUGUCGGGAGUGAAGCCUACAGGCCUUCGCAAGAGGACCUCCAGCAUCGCAGAUGAAGGCACCUACACGUUGGACUCCAUUCUGCGCCAGCUCAACUCCUUCCACUCCACCAUGUGCCAGCACGGCAUGGACCCUGAGCUCAUCAAGCAGGUGGUCAAGCAGAUGUUCUACAUCAUCGGGGCCGUCACCCUCAACAACCUCCUAUUGCGCAAGGACAUGUGCUCCUGGAGCAAAGGCAUGCAGAUCAGGUACAACGUCAGCCAGCUGGAGGAGUGGCUGAGAGACAAGAAUCUGAUGAUGAGCGGAGCUAAAGAGACCCUGGAGCCCCUGAUCCAAGCCGCCCAGCUGCUGCAGGUGAAGAAGAAGACGGACGAGGAUGCCGAGGCCAUCUGCUCCAUGUGCAACGCGCUGUCCACGGCCCAGAUUGUGAAAGUGCUGAAUCUGUACACCCCUGUAAACGAGUUUGAGGAACGAGUGUCCAUUACAUUUAUACGUACCAUACAGACGCGCUUAAGGGACCGGAAAGAGUCGCCGCAGUUGCUAAUGGACACCAAAACCAUCUACCCAGUUACAUUCCCUUUCAACCCCUCCAGCCUCGCACUAGAGACCAUUCAGCUCCCCAGCAGCCUCAACCUAGGAUUCCUCACUCGUGUGUAAAGCUGCCCUCUAGCUCGAUGGGAUCACUGAUUUAGCCAGUUUGUCCAAAAUUUCAAGCAAACCACCUUCAGAUCAGACACUGGGUUAUGAAAUGCCACUUUAGGUAGUGUCCCUGUAGAAAUCCGAAUAUAAGUCUUCAACAGGCAAUACAAAGUUGAGACAUUUUACAUUUUUUUCAGGCUUAAGCAAAAUGUGUUGAUUUGAAUGAGGGACUAGUAAGGAUGUGAGAUUGUCACGAGGAGGGAUGUUGACAUGCAUAAUCUUCCCUUCCCUCUUGCAGUUUGUGAAUGAUGGUGUGUUUUAAUACACAAUGCAUGGUGAUGACAACUUGUUUCUCAAGACGAUCAGUUGCUGUUAAGGAAACACUUUCAUAUUUAUCAUGUUUAUUAUAGUGUAUAUCAUAGGAGAUGCAGAUUUUAAGCAUUUGCCUAACUUUGUAUUGCAUCACAAUGCUUAAGGCCUUGGUCAUAAUAUUUAUCAUGCAAAGAAGAAGAAGCAUCUGAUAUUGCAUUUGUAUGAUCUUGAAUUUUCCCUUUGAAUCGCGAAAAGAAACAACUGGGAAAUCAGUCAUGCUAAGAACCAAUUUAAAAACUGGAAAAGGAAACUGGCAGUAUAGAGAAUAAUUUGAAUAUUUCUGUCAGAAUUAUGUAGAAUUAAAAAAUGGUUCGUUAGUCUACUAUUUAAUAUAGAUGUUUAUUUGUUAGAAUUGUGAUUUUAGCACACUUAGAUAGCUACUGUGUCUUGUGUAACUCGCAUAUGCAGCAUAUGGUACUUAUUUAGCACUGCAGUGCAGAGUUUUAUGGUAUACUUCUCCUAAAUAUCAAUUUGUUUACAAUUCAGACAUUAGGUUAAUUUACUGCAGGUGUCACUGUUACACGUCUAGGAGACGUACUGUAGGUCAAGUGGGUUAUGGUGGGGUACUUGGUAAUGCCCCAGAGAUUUUAAAGGAAAGAAGUGUCAGGAAAGGACCUCACUAAUAUGAUCACAGACUGUAUAUAUAAUUUCUUUUGCAUCAAAAUAUUAUCAUCCAUUAUGUUCAGAGAUUUCAGGUGUGACUCAGGCGUUUCAGAAAGGGCCAUAUUCGUAAAGACUUAGUGCACUAGUAUGUGCUUAUGGUUAUAGUUGUAGUUACUACUUCUUCUCCAUAACUGGGGUAUCCUGCUGCCUUAUGCUAAUGUUCUGAAAGUAAUCUUGUAUCUGUCACAGUCAUGUCACUCAAUCAGGAGAGCCAGUUCAAUCUGUUUCAGUUCUUCUACCAUGACCUGUGAGACAGGUGACAGAUGACAAAAGCAGACUGGCUACAGUACUUAAUGUAAGAUAAAGGUUACAUUUUGUUUUUUUAAAAAAAGCUCAUUAAACGUUUAUGAACAACUUAAAUUAUUUUUUGGAGUAUAAAUAAUGAGGAAUUGCAUUGGCCCCAUACUAAAAACACUCUGAGCAUGUUUCAUUUAAAUAAAUGUUUGUUGGCUUUUAACAGGAUAUAUGCAUUUCCUUGAACGCAGAGUUUAGCGGUUAGAUAACACAGUCAGCAUAGUGGACCAAUGCUUCACCUUUUGUUAUCGAGGAAUUAUGUUCUCUGCUGUAAUUCAGAUAUCACUUUGCAGAUGUUUAAGAAUUUAGAUCUGUAUAAUUGCUUAUCUAAAACAUAUUGAAUAAAACCUCUGACAUGCUUUUUUUUUUAGAAAGUGUGAUAAUGUAGUAGUAAUCUUUAGUAUGCAAGACAGGCCUUUUAAAAAGUUAGCUUACUCUGAUAUUUUUCUGGUUAUGCAUCUGAAGACGGAAACCCCAUUAGCAGUACUAUUUAAUUUACAUACUGCAGAGAUACACAAAACAUGCAAACUUGUUAUGACAGGUAGAUAUUCUGUCUCUUCUUAUAGAUAUAUUGGACUGACCCCUAAAAUGAAUUCUAAAAAUGUUUAAUUCUCAAGAGGAUAGAAUAAAAGGAAACUAGGUUAUCACAUGCCAAGUUCAUCUCAGUCUUGUCUUAAUUUCAUUUUGCAGUCAAGAUCUGUUGUAACACUAACCUUUGUCAGCAUGUUACAGUAUAUAUGCUAAUUAAGCUGCCCAUGCCUACAAGCAAGGAAUACAGAACUCCUGUGAAUGUUACAAAAAUGUACAUAUCCUCAGAGUCCCAUAAAAAUGUUUAAGAAGUGCAUUGAUGUAUGUUUAUUUUUGUUUAAAGGCAAUAUAGUUUGAACUAAUUGGGCAUUUCAUAUUUCCUGUUUGUUCUCUGUAUAUGGUCAGGUUCAUAUCAGUGUCACUGGGACCACUGUGGACAUGAAAUACAGUAUGUUUGCCUUCUGACAUUAUAAUGUGUUACUCUCCUAUGUAAUGAAAUGUGUAUGGUAUCACCAUGUUGCACAGAACUGGAAUAUAUGAGAAAAUAUUUAUUUAAAGUCUUAAACAGCUUGAAUGUUUUUGUUCUAUUGUUUUUCAUACUAAACAUUUGUUGGUUUUACUUGCAAUACAUUCUCUUGUGAAAGCCUUACCUGAUGAUUGAAUUUCUAGUUCAGUUUCUGAUAUCGUGUUUUGGUUGGGGCAGGAGGCUGGGUGGUUCUGCUUCAUUUGUGCAAUAUUGUGUUAUAUCACUAAGCCGGUUACAUAUCAUUUCUUGAGUUAGAGCAUUGUAAAAUCCUGAUUAUGAAUGGUAGAAUACAUUGUAGCAGUUAUAUAAUAUCAUCCAUGACAUCAAGAUCAGUAUUUCAAUGCGUGUUUUAAAUAUAUACUGUAUGAUUAGAAAUUUAAGUAAAUCAUGGUGAGAGAGUAUCUGUAACAGAUGAACUAUACAUUCUUUAAGUCAUAUUUAAAUAAUAAGGCACAGUCAGGAUAAGGCAUAGAUUGUGGAUCAUUUGUAUGAGUUGUUAGUUUCACUUAAGGCUUGUUCAGUUUCUAUUCGAUGAGCAUUUUGCUGUUACAGAUAAUGGCUGGUAUGUGUUAAUCGUAUUGAAAUUGUUAGUUUAAACUAAGUCAUGUAAUUUCAUCUGUUUGAGUCAGAAACUUUUUGGAAAAACAAGCAUACAUCUUGUUCCACAGCCUUUGUAUUGGUAGUUCUUUCUAGAUUUCUCUUUCUAAACAAAUGGGAUUUCAUAAUUUUUCUCAUUUAAAAUGCUAUUGUUGAUAGCCCUAGAAGAACAACACUUUAUCUGCAGCACACAGUUAUCUUAAGAAGUUUUGAACAUUGUGAAUAUUUGAUGAUCACAAAAUAAUCAAAAAUUUCAGUCACAUUAUUAAUUCAUUAUGGUUUUGGCCAUAGUAUGGAUAUGUUUAUAGAUAUAUCUUAUUGUAAAAUAUUUUUUAGACAAUGUGCAAAUCCUUAACUUGGCAACAGUAUCAUAAAAAGUUCACUUUUUUCCACCACAGCACAAAUAGCUACCAGAUACUAUGCCAAACCAGUGGAGCACACCUUAUACGACUGGAUGUUCCCACAGUAUAACUGACCAUGUUAAUUUUAUAUAUGUCAUCGCUAUUUGUUAGUCAUUUGACAAGAAGCUGUACAGUGUGAGCUUAUCAAAAAACUAUUCUGCCCGAGACCUUUUGUUCUCCUUAAGAUUUCAGGUAUUACAGAUAAGCUACAGUAGAAGGUGAAUAUGAAAUUUCUGAAGAACCAUUUUAAAAUUAACAAAUAACUCUGGGGGAAAAGGAUUUUAAGCUUUUAACAGGAGUUGAACAUUUUGAACAAAAAAUGAUUUCAGAAUAUAGUCCUUUUUAUUUUAAGAUUUGAGUCUGCAAGAUUUGGGUUUAAUCAGCUAGAAAAUCGCAAUGUAUCAGAUUGUAAGUUUAAAGAACGGCUAUAGAUGUUACAGUACCUACAGUAUUGUUCUUCCAUGCUGAAUAAUAAUAGUCUACUUAGUGAAACAACAAGGUGACACCAACUGGAAGGAGACAGUUUCUGGAGGAGAUCUGGAUACUGUAAACACUAAUAGGAUUGUGCUUCAAAAAGGAUUUUUCACCAAAACCUCUGUCAAAUAUGUUGUGACUAUUUUACUUUUAUCAUUGUAAGUAUUUCAGAUUGUGUGGAAAUGCCUCUGUGACAUUGACCUCUAGGUUCUGUGUCAACACUGAAGAUCUUGGAUGGCUUUCAAAUCUUAAUAUUACUUGGCCAAUUUUGAAAUCAUUAUUUCGGUAUUUUAUUUCACUUUUACCAAUCUGUUAAUCUUAAAGUAAGAACUUCAGUCCUUUUUAUGAGACAGUAUGGGUGUGCAGUCUUGUCAUCAUUGUAUCUCCAAUUGUAAAUAAAAAUGGUGCAAAAAUAAAUUAAAAUAAAUUGUAAACCAAUCUGGUUUUGCUAGAGAAGCAUUCAAUUUGGAAACUGUUCCAUAGCCAAUGACUGAUAUGUUUAAGUCAAAAAUCUUAAAACUGUUGUAGUUCCUAGUAGCUUCAAUUAGUAAUUGUGUUCACCAUGGAAAGCAAAAUGUAAUGAGGUACAAAUACUGUCAAACUUGUAUAAACAAAUAAAGAAAUUCAGCACUGUA